Acanthaster planci (crown-of-thorns starfish) is the source of this 1531-nucleotide messenger RNA. RefSeq names its product 32 kDa beta-galactoside-binding lectin-like. The record is from RefSeq and is a predicted model, not a curated record. NCBI's taxonomy places the organism in Eukaryota, Metazoa, Echinodermata, Asteroidea, Valvatida, Acanthasteridae. Gene Ontology annotation, molecular function: galactoside binding; carbohydrate binding.
CUGGUGUACGCUGUAGACUUGGUAAAGCGGCAGUGGUUCAUUCCUUUGUAGACCGUGAGGUUUGGUUUUCCCCGAAAAGCAAGCGACAACAUGGGCAGCAACAAUUCUGUUAAUAUCAAUGGCCAUGGCAACCACAUUAGCUCCUUUUCAAGAGAUCGAAGGGCUGGGUCUACGUCUACCUGUGUGAGCUACAGCGACUCUGUGAAGGAAUUUGAAGUAGGGGACUUAGUGGAGGUUACACUAAUCGUGCCUGAAAGAGGUCGCGGGUUGAACAUUGGCUUCUUGGCUGGCAUCGACAAACGGGAAGACGAUAUUGCCCUGCUCUUCUCGGCAGAUUUCUUCACUAAGCAGCUGAAUUUCUAUGCAAGGAAGAGGCAAAGAUGGGACACGUUGCAAACCUCGGAGAAGUUUCCCUUUGAGCAAGGAGGAAAGGGCGUCAUACAGAUCAAGUACAUGGGAUCUCACAAUCAGGUGUCUGUAAACGGCCAAGAAAUCGCCAACCUCAAGCAUCGCGUUGACCCCAACUCCGUACAAACUAUCUUCGUCGAGUCUGAUGUACACAUCGAGAGAAUGGAGUUCAGGCCCUUUAAAGAACGUCAGUAAAACAGCGGCAAGGACGACAAAAGGUCAGAAAGGGACUUGGGAGCUUAUGACUGGUCAAUCACAGUAGAUGGAACGUCUUCUUGCAUUAGACUCAUACGCAGACGUCAGUUUUCUUCCGAUUUAAAGUAUUUAAUAUAAAUUCACAAUGUACAAAGUUUAUCUGGUUCGUAAGUGAUUUCGUCACAAAGCCGGACGCGCCACAAUUUGCAGGCUCCCUCAGGAGGAUCGCUGGAGUUGUGCGUUAACUUCCGGUUCCGUGGUCCCCUGUAAACGGCGACCAAUGCAUGUAACUUUAUGUGCAGUGCAUGUGCAGCGGGCGUGGUUUAAACUGAAGUGACGUCACACUUACGAACCGGAUACUAAUUAAUAUUAUACUUUUGGCUGUAUUUGUAGUUUUUUAAUCCUGUUAAUGAUUUUUCACUUCACCGUCUUAGUGUAUUUCUUUCUAAUUGAAAACCUUAACAAUCUGUCUUAUUGCAAAGAGAAAACAGGUGAAAGUUUGAAGCGAUGUUUGCUAAUGGGGUAUACAUCUUGCUUUUUGAAAACUGGGACGAUAAGUGGUACACGCCCAUCUGGGGAUCCAAAGACGGGCCCCAGGAAGCAUUGGGGCUGCGGAUGCUUCCUCCCGGUAUGCUAUAAGACAGUUCAAGAAUAAAUUAGGAACUGUCGCAUUCUGGUUUUUAAAUCUUUUCCUCCAUUUUACUACUUCCGUAUAACAUUAGUUCGCAGCUGAACAGAGGGUCCCCAUAUCCUUUGUAGUGUUUUCGUGCUCCUAGGGUAAAAAAGCCUCCUACACCCAUGAAGUAGGCCUAUAGGCUCACUUGUACAGCGCAGGGAUGGAUGACAUAAGGCAGUGUAAACGUAGCUGCAUAAUCAAUACCAAUUCUCUGUAACAUUAUUUGACACAAUAAAUAAAUUCGUACUUGAA